Messenger RNA from Neopsephotus bourkii (Bourke's parrot), 3048 nucleotides. RefSeq names its product glycerol kinase (gene GK). Gene Ontology annotation, cellular component: mitochondrion. The record is from RefSeq and is a predicted model, not a curated record. Bases 118 to 1803 code for a protein of 561 amino acids. The transcript has 21 exons. Gene Ontology annotation, biological process: glycerol-3-phosphate biosynthetic process; glycerol metabolic process; triglyceride metabolic process. Gene Ontology annotation, molecular function: glycerol kinase activity. Lineage: Eukaryota; Metazoa; Chordata; Aves; Psittaciformes; Psittacidae.
CCCCCCCGCCGGCUUCACCCCUUCAGCCACGCGCCGCUAGCCGCGAGCUGGCAGGCGGCGUUAGCACGGCCGGUAACCAUCUGCUGAGGGGACCCAACGGGUGGCGGAGUGGGACUCAUGGCCGCGUCCAACCGGAUGAUGCUGGGGCCACUGGUGGGCUCCAUCGAUCAGGGCACCAGCUCCACUCGCUUCCUGGUUUUUAAUGCAAAAACAUCAGAGCUCUUGAGUCACCAUCAAGUUGAGAUAGUGCAGAAAUUCCCUAAAGAAGGAUGGGUGGAACAAGAUCCAAAGGAAAUAUUAAGUUCUGUCCAUGAAUGUGUGGAAAAGACCUGUGAGAAACUGCAACAACUGAACAUAGACAUCACUAAUAUAAAAGCCAUUGGAGUCAGCAAUCAGAGAGAAACAACAGUGGUUUGGGACAAGACAACUGGAGAACCUCUUUAUAAUGCUAUCGUGUGGCUUGACCUGAGAACCCAGGCAACAGUUGACCGUCUUCUCAAAAAAAUUCCAGGAAAAAACAAAUCCUUUUUUAAGUUUAGGACUGGUCUUCCACUUAGCACUUAUUUUAGUGCAGUGAAACUUCGAUGGCUUUUGGAUAAUGUGGAAGAAAUUAAGCAAGCAGUUGGUGAUGGAAGAGCUAUGUUUGGGACUAUUGACUCGUGGCUUAUAUGGAGUUUGACAGGUGGAAAGAAUGGAGGUGUUCACUGUACAGAUGUAACCAACGCCAGCAGAACAAUGUUGUUCAACAUUCAUUCCUUGGAAUGGGAUCCUGAGCUCUGCCAGUUCUUUGAUAUUCCUAUGGAAAUACUCCCAAAAGUGCGAAGCUCCUCUGAGAUUUAUGGCCUGAUGAAAAUCUGUCCUAGCCUGAAAUCUGGAGCUUUGACAGGUGUACCAAUUUCGGGGUGCUUGGGUGACCAGUCUGCUGCUCUUGUUGGGCAAAUGUGUUUUCAAGAUGGGCAGGCAAAAAAUACGUAUGGAACAGGAUGCUUCUUGUUGUGCAAUACAGGUCAGAAGUCUGUGUUUUCUGAGCAUGGGCUUCUAACCACAAUAGCUUACAAACUGGGCAGAGACAAACCUGUUUGUUAUGCACUAGAGGGAUCUGUUGCGAUAGCUGGUGCUGUUGUUCGUUGGUUGAGGGACAAUCUAGGUAUCCUUAAAACUUCACAGGAAGUUGAAAAACUGGCUGCAGAAGUGGGGACUUCUUACGGCUGCUACUUUGUGCCAGCAUUUUCAGGACUGUAUGCACCAUAUUGGGAACCCAGUGCAAGGGGUAUUAUCUGUGGCCUUACUCAGUUUACAAAUAAAAACCACAUUGCCUUCGCUGCACUAGAAGCGGUUUGCUUUCAAACACGAGAGCUUUUAGAUGCCAUAAACAAGGACUGUGGGGUACCACUAAAUCAGUUACAAGUAGACGGAGGAAUGACCAAUAAUAAAGUCCUCAUGCAACUCCAGUCAGACAUUCUCUGUAUUCCAGUAGUAAAGCCAUCAAUGCCUGAAACAACAGCUCUAGGAGCUGCUAUGGCAGCAGGAGCUGCAGAAGGAGUUGGAAUUUGGAGUCUGAAUCCUGGAGAUUUGACAGCAGUGACAUGUGAACGAUUUGAGCCACAGAUCAACCCAGAGGAAAGUGAGUUUCGCUUUGCCAGAUGGAAGAAAGCUGUAAUGAAAUCUAUGGACUGGGUGACAUCUGACAUUUCUUCAAAUGGUGACAGUAGUAUCUUCUCUAGUCUGCCUUUGGGUCUUUAUAUUAUGAGUAGCAUGAUAAUGUUAAUCGGAGCAAAGUACAUCUCAGGUAAUGGUAAUUGAGACCACUUAGCGGACUCUCUGGAUGCAGCUGAUUUUUUUUUUUUUGUUUGUUUCUGUUUUGUUGUCUGAAGAGAUUCCACCACCGGUGUGAUUAUACUUUUUGUAUGACUAAAUCCACUCAUGAAUCCAUCUGUUGCCAUUCUCUGAGUGAUAUCCCAAUGAUACACUGAAACAUAAGUCUUCAGCCCUUCAUUGCUCUGCUCCCUUCCCCAUCAACUCCAACUGCACUGGAGGCCUUUGCAUCGACUAUCUCACAUCGUCCUCUAAAAUUUCACAAGGCCUAGCUUUGAGAAAGUGGGUACAAAAAACACUGCAAAUUGUGAGUAAUGUCAGAUGUUUAGCUGUCCUUUCAGGGUUUUGAUUCUUUAUACAGCACACUGCAGAAGGUUAAUGAUGCACUAAAGAACUUUGUAAACAUCACAGCAAUUCUUCCACCUGAUAUGAAUUACCUUUUAUAUGUCUAUGGUUGCCAAAGAUUUUUCAUUGUAGUGACCACUGGUCUGAAACACCUUCAGUGGUACAAACCUUUUAAACACUAGCUCAAAAUAUGUUGCCUGUUGCACACCACCACCAGUUUGGCGAUGAAGAGGUUGCUGAUGUGGUCCGCAGAGUACUGUUGAAAUGAUCAGUUACAAAGUUUAAAGUUUGUUUUGGCUUCUGUAGGUAGUCAGUUUACCCCUUAUGAGUAUUUAAGACAGUAGUUCCUGUAGCUGUUCCUUUAAAAGAGGUAGGAGUAAGUAGGUGUUUUUGUUAAGGCCAUGUUUUACAUUCUUGCGCUUUUCUGUUAGUUGGAAAGACAAAUUUGAUACGUCUUGAUAGGACAGCUUCUUGGCCCUCAGCAACUGGUAACUUCUACUGUGUACAAUGCACUUCUCUUGAUCAAUACUGCAUACAUUCUGUCAUCCUGCUUAAGGAUAUUUUAGUGACUAUUCACUAAACUUUUGAAAGUUGAAGCUAACUUAGUUUUCCUUAAAGAGGGUCCACUUCAAAUUAAAUAUUAGUGCUUUAGUUCUUGGUCUCAUUUAGUAGUAUCUCAGGGACCAAAAUCUCCCUUUUAGUUUUCACAUCCAUAGUUUUAAUAGCAAGUUGUUGCGAAAUUUGCUGGGGCAACCUAAAGUGCACUUGACACCUGAAAUGGGCCACUGGAAUUCACGGGCAAUGUGCAUCACAAUUGAGUUGCAUCCCCUUUGAAACUUUUUGCCCUCCACAGGUAAGAGAGUGAGGCAAUAAAUCAUUUUAUCUUCA